Molecule: messenger RNA, 1388 nt
Organism: Capsicum annuum
Lineage: Eukaryota; Viridiplantae; Streptophyta; Magnoliopsida; Solanales; Solanaceae
Product: acid phosphatase 1
Exons: 3
Coding region: 379-1176 (265 amino acids)
Molecular function (GO): acid phosphatase activity
Source: RefSeq, a predicted model, not a curated record
AAGAAGUGAAUAUAACGGCACUAACCUAUAUUAACGUCCGUAGGAAAUGAAGCAAUCUUAUUGGCUGGGAAUCCAUCACCACAAUUUCCUGUCUUGUACGCGUACGUACAACUAUAUAUAUAUAUAUACAUACAUACAUACGUAUUCUUUAACCCCCUUCUAUUGACUCCAUUACUUCAUUAGCAAGUUUUGGGGCCCAUAUAAUCUCUUCAUCUUUUCUGAUUUCUUCCAGUUUCCCCCUAAAUUGCAUAAAAACUAGGGUUAUCCUUAACAAUUUGAACUUCUUUUGUAUCGGAAUCAAGAAAAGGACCCAUCAUUUUUUACUGUGUAUUUCACAUAUUCUUGGACCAAAUUGGAAGAAUUUUCUUGAUAUCCAGAAUGACAAUUUUGAGAAUUUUCAUAUUCUUGGUGCUGUUUACCGUCGCCAUUGGUAACGAAAAUCUCAACUCCCAUGUCUUUCCUAGGCCAUUAAUUAUCGAGUAUCCCGAAAAUAAUGAACCCCAGUAUUACAAGGAUGAUGAGGUUCAGUUGAAGUGUACGAGUUGGAGGUUUGCUGUUGAAGCUAAUAAUUUAAGCCCAUGGAAGACUGUUCCAGAGGAAUGUGCUCACUAUGUCAGGCAAUACAUUGUGGGUCCAGGUUAUAACAUGGACAUUGACAGGGUUUCUGAUGAAGCUGUAGCUUUUGCGAAUAGUGUGAAUUUGGGAGCUGAUGCAAAAGAUGUGUGGGUUUUCGAUGUUGAUGAAACCUUGCUUUCUAAUCUUCCCUAUUAUGCUGAUCAUGGUUAUGGAUUGGAGAUAUUUGAUAGUAUGGAAUUCGAUAAAUGGGUUGAGACGGGAAUGGCGCCAGCCUUAGGGUCCAGUUUGAAGCUUUAUCAAGAAGUUCUGAGUCUGGGAUUCAAAGUUUUCUUGCUAACUGGGCGCAGCGAAAGACACAGAAAUGUUACAGUGGAGAAUUUAAUGAAUGCUGGAUUUCACGAUUGGGACAAGCUCAUUCUGAGAGGCUCAGACGAUCAUGGCAAGACAGCAACAACCUAUAAAUCAGAGAGACGAAAUGAGAUGGUAGAAGAGGGGUUCCGAAUAGUGGGCAACUCAGGAGAUCAAUGGAGUGAUCUGCUAGGUUCCUCCAUGUCUAAUCGCUCAUUCAAGCUUCCAAAUCCCAUCUAUUACAUUCCCUAAAGUAAAAAUUGUAACUAGUCUUCUUUCAGUAGGUUGGGUAGCCCAUGCUGGUGCAACAUGCCAAUUAUAAAUGAUGGAACUGUAAUUCUUGUAAUCCCUUGAGUGGGAUUAUUGAUGAUUCAAUUAAUGUAUGCCAUAGCAGCAACAAUUGUGAAUAACCACCAUUUCCAUCUCUCUGAUUUUAAACCACUCUACUGUAUUGUUUUGUUUUA